Drosophila ananassae is the source of this 1118-nucleotide messenger RNA. RefSeq names its product arylalkylamine N-acetyltransferase-like 2 (gene AANATL2). The transcript has a single exon. Gene Ontology annotation, molecular function: N-acetyltransferase activity. The record is from RefSeq and is a predicted model, not a curated record. The coding region runs from base 65 to 724 and encodes 219 amino acids. Lineage: Eukaryota; Metazoa; Arthropoda; Insecta; Diptera; Drosophilidae.
CGUCUAUAUAGCAAGUCAAUUGCGCUAAUUUCUCCCAGUUUGUGAGUGAGUCGCAGUUGAAAAGAUGUCAGAGAUCGCGAUACGCGCCCUGGGGGUGGAGGACUUCCCGGAGGUGGAGGCCUUUUUGGCCGAGCACUUCUUCAAGCACGAGCCACUGAUGCUGAUUCCCCAGGAGGAUCCCUCCCAGGCCGCCGUCGUGGAGCCCGAGUCGGAGCUGCAUCACCAGCUCCUCCAGCAGGGUCUCUCUCUGGCAGCCGUCGACAAUGCCCAGGGCGGACGCAUUGUGGGAGUGGCCCUGUCUGGGGCCAUGGAGCCCUCCGACCUCGAGCGGGAAUACAAGGAGACACAGGAGAAGCCGGUCUCGUGCCUGCUGGACAAGAUUCACAAGCUUCUGGCCGGUGUCGAGUGGCGGGCGAAUGUCUUCAAGCACUACGGGGUGGAGCGGGUCCUGUACCUCUACAUGCUCGGGGUAAGCUCCGAAGUGCGUCGCCAGGGCGUGGGCUCCCGCCUGGUGUCCGGCACCAUUGAACUGGGCCGCACCCAUGGAUUUCCCGUCGUCUGCUCCACCUGCACCAACCUCAACUCCACCCGCCUGAUGACCGGCCUGCAAAUGGAGUGCGUCCUCGCCCAGGAGUAUGCAGACUACAAGGAUGAACGGGGCGAGGUUAUCCUCCAACCGGCGGCUCCCCACACAAAGGCCAGUGUGGUGGGUAUUCGACUUUAGCUCGGGGAUUCCCCCGAAAGCCAAAAAGCCUGAAUUAAGUUUAGCUACAAAUUAGUUACUAAGGAAGCAGUGGCUUUAAAGUAAAUGUUAGUUAAUUGUUAUUAUAUUGGACCUUGAGCCUAUUGCUGGUGCCAUGUGAGUAUCUUUGAAAUACUCACAUGCGUGCUUUUUUGUUCAAAAAAACUCAUUCUCUCAAAAAUAAACCUUGAAUUGCUCUGAUUACGUUACGGAAAUGUUUAUUUUCUGUUUGCUCUUCAUAGAAUGUUAUGAGUAUAUUUUCAUAUUAUGGCAUCUUGGUCUAGAAAGCUUUUUUUUUGACAAACAAUACAGUGGUUCAGAGCCUAUUUAAAUGAAAAAGAAAAUAAACACAGAAGAGUGUCUAAACUAUACGAUA